This is a messenger RNA of Iphiclides podalirius (scarce swallowtail), 246 nucleotides long. NCBI's taxonomy places the organism in Eukaryota, Metazoa, Arthropoda, Insecta, Lepidoptera, Papilionidae. The record is from the annotation of a GenBank genome assembly.
AUGCUUGUGUCAUACGACGUCGUAACUGCUUUCGGCGUGUCAGCGCUGCUGUCGUUCGUCGUGUUCAGCGGGAUCCUGCUAGCGCUGGCGGCGGCGGGCGGCUUGCUUCGGGCGCGGAAGGUGGGGAAAGCGGCGCUCACGAAGCAGAUCGUCACGGAGAAGCUACUCCAGAACGGAACCAUGGCGGUACCCUCGGCUCCUGAGCCGACCCCGGUAACCGCACGCCGCCUCUUAGGACCGCAGGAC